Messenger RNA from Zalophus californianus (California sea lion), 8970 nucleotides. RefSeq names its product Myb/SANT DNA binding domain containing 1 (gene MSANTD1). Gene Ontology annotation, biological process: positive regulation of DNA-templated transcription. Gene Ontology annotation, cellular component: nuclear body. Bases 64 to 861 code for a protein of 265 amino acids. NCBI's taxonomy places the organism in Eukaryota, Metazoa, Chordata, Mammalia, Carnivora, Otariidae. The record is from RefSeq and is a predicted model, not a curated record. The transcript is spliced from 4 exons.
CGGAUACCCAGUCCCCGGCCCUCUGCCUCCCCAUCCCUCGGAGACUGAGGGUCCCAGCAGGCCAUGCAGCUGUGCCAAGGAGCCUGCAGCAUGGCAGCGGCCGAAGUGCCCGGCUACCUCGUGUCCCCUCAGACAGAGAAGCACCGGCGCGCCCGCAACUGGACGGACGCGGAGAUGCGUGGCCUCAUGCUCGUCUGGGAGGAGUUCUUCGACGAGCUGAAGCAGACCAAGCGCAACGCCAAGGUGUACGAGAAGAUGGCCAGCAAGCUGCUGGAGAUGACCGGGGAGCGCCGGUUGGGCGAGGAGAUCAAGAUCAAGAUCACCAACAUGACCUUCCAGUACAGGAAAUUAAAAUGCAUGACAGAUAGCGAGUCCGUCCCGCCCGACUGGCCCUAUUACCUAGCCAUUGAUAGGAUUCUGGCCAAGGUCCCCGAGUCCUGUGAUGGCAAAGUGCCGGACGGCCAGCAGCCGGGGCCCUCCGCGUCCCAGACCGAGGCGUCCUUGUCGCCGCCUGCUAAGUCCGCCCCUCUGUACUUACCGUAUGACCAGUGCUCCUACGAAGGCCGCUUCCAGGACGAUGGCUCCGACAGCUCCUCCAGCUUACUGUCCCUUAAGUUCAGGUCGGACGAGCGGCCCGUGAAGAAGCGCAAGGUGCAGAGCUGCCACUUCCAGAAGAAGAAGCUGCGGCUGCUGGAGGCCAUGCUGGAGGAGCAGCGCAAGCUGAGCCGUGCCAUGGAGGAGACGUGCCGGGAGGUGCGCCGCGUGCUGGACCAGCAGAACCUCCUGCAGGUGCAGAGCCUGCAGCUGCAGGAGCGCAUGAUGAGCCUGCUGGAGAAGAUGAUCGCCAAGUCCAACGUGUAGGCUGCCGGGCGGGUAGGCGGGCGGGCAGCCAGGGCCAGGCAAGCCGACCACACGACACGGGCCAGCCGGGCCAGGCCGGGUCCCGGAGGAGGCAGACGGCCUCCUGCUGGCCCCUGGGGCUGCUCCCGGUUCGGACUUCCCCGCAUGGAAGCCGCUCCUCAGACACAGGCCGGGGACUCCAGGCUCACUCUGGGGCCAUUCCCUAGUAAGAACUCCUAGCAUCUGUUCUCCAAUACCGUCACUAUCAGUGAUACUUGAAAUGGCUUUUGAUAUCAAAUGUGUAAUUUUUCAUAACUCCCUGGAAGCAGAGUUCGCUUUUCUCAGCUCAGAGGGAAUGCACCAGGUUGGUCUAUUCCAAAAACAAAAGCGAACAGAAACAGGCUGGUGGCAGCUUUGCGCCCAGAACAGAAACCCUCCCUAAAGGGGAAGGGGAGACAGCUGUUUCAUCCCACACCAGAGUCCAUAGCGUCUUUCAGAGCUAGCCUCUGACACCAGGGCGAACCCCAAAGAGCCCGCGAGAAUGCUAACAAAGCAAGGACAGCUGCCCACGUGUACCACCCGGUUCGGUUUUCUAGGCCCGGGAUGUUGCGCUGAUGAGACGGAGACCUGGCCUCACGCACUCACACUCCAGUCGGGCAGGCCCUCUGGAUCGGGACCCGCGGUGCAGGGCCGAGCAGGGGUGCGGCGCCCCAAGCUGUGAGACAAAGCUCACCUCCCUGCACCCCCCCGUCACCAGGGGGAAAACCUUUCCAGACACUUCUCUAUUGAAUUCCUCCUAAGUGUUGUCGGCCACUGGGGCUUUUGGUCCCCGGCUGCAAAGACAAAGGGCUCCCUGCCUGGGACCAGCAUGUUGCUGCCCACACAGCAGGGUUCUGAGGCGACACGGCAGGUAACGUGGUUUGACUUACGGUCUAGGAAAACUCCUGACAGCUCCUGAGCAGACCUGUGGCGGGUGGGGUGAAGGCAGAGGUCCUGCCAGGAGGCUGUCACAGUCAUCUGACGCUGCAGUGGUCCUUGAAGCCAGCUGCCCGUGGUCGCCCAGGUGGUGCCGAGGCCAGCCCCAGGCCCGGCUGCAGUGGGCAAGAGGCUGGGCGGCCGUGGAGCCCAGAGGGGCAGGAUGUGCCCGGCUCAGCCACUUCGGGGACCUCCUCAGCGUAGUGCCGUGGACUCAAACCAUGCUGCUUUGGGACCAAAGGCAAUAGUUUGGUGAACGUGUAACAGGCAGUUCUGCUGAAGUGUGAACUUGCCGUAUUUCUGCCAAAACAUGCGGUGUUCCCGCCAAGGCCAGUGUCAGCUAGCAGCACGAUAUCACCGCAGCUGUGGGGGGAGGCGUGCAUGGAACAAGCCCCAGCACCCCACUGCAGGGGAGACCCUGGGGCGUCGCGUGCUGAAGACCCGAGCCAGGGGCUGGUUGCAGGCACAGGAAGCAGCUGCCUCUGAGACAACAUGCCCCAGUGAGAACUUGGUCGUUUGACAGAUACUGGGCCACUGGAUGGAUCCCCGUCCGAGCAGCCAUGCCCGAGGGUCACCGAGGUGGCAACAGACUGCGGCUCUGGGUGACCGUCCUGGUGCUUCUGGAGCUGGUGCCGUGGCCGUGACGCGCACCAGGGUUUCCAUAGCAGUGGAAGGCCGCGGUUGCAGUAUGUUACAUAGCAUUUUUGCCUUUGAACUUAGAGGCCGUUCGCACUGUUUUAUUUUCCCAGCUUUCUCUUUGAGUGUGGGGUCAGGGCUCGCUCUCUCCAUGUGUCACGGAGUCGGUGCUGUCUUACGCUCCGCUGGACUGGAGCGGAGCCGGUGCGGACCGGCGGAGGUCAGCCGCGCGACCGCCCAUGUCACGCCCUUCGUAAACCGUGUGUCCAUCGCGAGUUUCUGAUUUCUUCUGUAGUUAUCGGUCCGUUAAGGUGGGGAAGUGGCUAUAUCAGUAAACGCUAAGCUAUUUGAUAAGAUCCAGCAAGACAACCUGUACCAAAAAUGGAAAUCGGGAACCAGACGAACAAGCUUGCUUUCACCUUUAUUAUUUAACAUUGGUAUUUUUAGCUAAUGCAUUAAGACAAACAAAAUAAGCAGGAUAACAGAAAAUUACCUUUAUUUUCAGAUGAUAUUUUUAUAUUCCCAGGAAGGAGAUAUACAAGAGAUCAAAAGCUCUUUAAACCACCUUGAACCUGUGAAUUAUGAGAAUGGAAUAUUCCGUUCACAGUCAUGAUUGAGAACCGCAGGGAAUCUAUGAACGAGUUUAACCAGAAUGGUCCAGGAUUGACACGAAGGAAACUGUGUGGUUUUAUUGUAAAAUCUAAAACAAUUCCUGAGCAUGUGGAGAAACCACAUGCUCCUAAAAGCUCCAAAGUAAAGUGUCAUCAUUUUAUUAAUGUAAUUCCAACAAUAUUCUCAAUAACAUUGUGGGUUUUUGUUUUGAAAUGGAAGAAAGUUGUUUAUUUUUUUUAAGGGGGCCCCACACCCAGCGCAGAGCCUGACACGGGGCUUGAACUCACGACCCUGAGACCAUGACCUGAGCUGAGAUCAAGAGUCAGAUUCCUAACGGACUGAGCCACGGAGGUGCCCCUGAAGGAAGUAUUUUUAAGUUCGAAUGAAAAAGAAAUGAGGGCAAAGGGAAUGAGGCUAAAGGAUGGAAGGAGACCUGCAGGGCCUCACGAAGCGCCGGGAAAUGCAGAAUAAAACGCGAGCGUGCCAUCGUACACCCCUGCGGCCGGUGUGCCGUCUGCCAGGGUCAGAGCUGGAAAACCAUCAGGAGACAGAAACAGACUCCGCGAGGGGGAGCGGAACAUGUCACGAGCCGGCGGGAGCGGUGGGGCUUCAUCCCACAGGCUGGAGACGCGCUUGCUGGUUGGUGCCCAGGGUAGGGGCCUCGGUGCCAGCAGGGCCACUCCACGCUCUAGGAGAGACUGAAGAUGUCACCGCCUGUGUUCCUGUGGGUCCUCACUACCAAUACUAACCCUAAGAGACGACCGUACUAGAAAUCAAGCCCAAGACUUAAAAACUGUACUCAUUUAAAAAUAACAAUAAACCCAUUACAUGUUGACAUAAACAACAAUUGCAUGAAAAAUACAUUUUCCCAAACAAAAGGUUUUCACGAGAAGAGGGGUAUGUAUUACACGCCCUACGAUCUCUGGCUUGGGAGAAGGCCGCGGGCUGCCCUGACCACCGCCCCGACCGGCUCCAGACUCGGUCUGCCACGGGACGUGCGAGUCUCAGCGGGACAUCCGGCGCUGCCCCGAUGGGUAUUUGGAAAAGAAAGGGAUCUUUUACUAACGCGUGCAGGUCGCUGUGGACACCCCUCCUGGAGGACCCUGGCCAUGCAGCUGGUCGCCAUGUGGACUCAGCCCGCCAGCGCUUCCAGAGCUGUGUGGCGCCCGGGGGAGCCCCGCUCGCCGCGCUCCCGUACCGCCGUGUGCCGGGCCCGUGGAACAUACCACUCCACCAGGUCAGGCCAGGCUUCUGUGCCCACAGCGCGGCAGACGCCAGCAGAAACGCACUCUUGUCGCCCUCCUGGGGCAAGUUGUCAGGCUCGGGCCGUGGAGGUGGCUCCUUCGAAGUUCUGAUCUUGGCACAAGAGCCGGAAUUUUGGCGCUGGUCACCACGACCACGUGGUGACGCAGGGGCAGCUGUCCAUUUCCAAGAGACGCACGAGUCCCUUCAGGUAAAAAGCGUGUUUCCGUGGAGAGCGUGUCCAGGUGUCCUUCGGCGGUAGCGGGACGAUGGCGCACGGGCUGCUCCCCCGACGGCGUCGCGCUGAGGGUGGGACCAGAGUGUGUCACACAGAAUAUUAGAAAGAUGUGCCCAAGGGCCAAGGUUUAGUAAAAUCAGUACGCGUCACUGCCUCAUCAGGGACGCUCUUGGGAAACUGGUGUUUUUCGCGUGUGUGUGGUGGGAGGGACGCAGGACCCUUGGCCGGGGUUUUGGUGCCCGUCCUGAUUCUCGCCGAGGACCCAGCACUGCGCAUGGCAGCACGCUGAAGAUGACCGAGGGCGUUUUUCUUCCGUAACAACUGUUUGGGGCUCAGGGACAUUCGGUGGCCCACAGACCACAGUCCCUUUCGGGGGAGGCCCAGGCACGUGUGCGAGGCAACGGGGAUGAGAACAUGCACGGUGGCCUUAUUUGUCGCUGGGUGUCCUGGGAAGCUCCGAGUGUCCCGCGGCGGGGACAGGGGUGAGGAGAGGCGCUGAGGCCUGUGUGCGUCCUCCCCCACCCUGAUGGCCCCUGUGCGCUGAGGCCCAGAGGAGGCCCUGCCUCCCUCCCUCUAACCUCUGUCUUGCUGACCCCCUGCGGUGUGCCCGGAAUGGGGAGUCGGUGGUUGUAAAACAGGGGCUUGACGAUGGGGGUGGGGAGACACCCCGAACAAAGACAGUGGGUUCGGAGCUGGAGGGGCCGCGCUUCGGGGAGAACCAGCACCAGAGGGGCUGCUAGAAACGCGAGAGUCGGCCUCCCGGGAGCCAGCUGAGCAAGUCUGGGGCGGGAAUUCGGUGAGGUGGGAGCCCACACGUUCCCGCCGGGGAAGCAGGCCGACAGGACCUUCCUGGUUUCCGUCAGCGUCCCCGUGCUGACUGGCCCUGAGCCAGCUGCCAUCGCCAGGCUCCGAGUCCGGACGCUCACAGCACACGCAGGCGCAGCCCCCACCCACCUCCGGUGGGCCCAGUGGGACCCCGCACCAACCCCCAGGUCGCCUACCCACUUCCUGAAGGUGUAACUGGACCGAAGAACAGGCCCAUCCCCUGAAUGGCCCCGGAGCCACCUUACCUUCCAGGAGUGUGGAUUCCCGGCGCAUCUCGGGUCGGCUUCCAAAGACAGAUGUGUCUUGGAGGACAACGGGGGACUCUUCAGCUCGGUCGUGGGGACACCCUUUGCUGCUGCUAUCCCACGUGAGGUGUGUUUACUGGAGCAGAUCCACAGGCCCACAACCAGCGCUUUCCGCCCCCCAGGAGCAGAGGUCCCGGAUGGGGGCCUCGUGGGCACUAGCUCAACAUCACUGCUUCCUUCCAAGGUGGUAUCAGUCCCCUGCUGCGUGCCAUUGCCUUCGGGGACCCCCACCGUCUCGUGUUUACGCACAGUGGUGACCCCACCACUGGGUAAAGGCAGGGGAAGAGGAGGGAGCAGGUGCAGGGGCCUCACGGUGAACCACGCAUGCGUGUCGGGAGAGGAGGGAGGAGAGAACCCCGGAAAAUGCAGGGGUCAUCCUCCCAGGGGGGCUGUGGGACUUCGGUGGCCCCCAGAGCGACGGCCACUCACUGGGGCGAGGGUGCAGGGCGUGCUGGCCUCUGCGGGGCUGGGCAGCCACACGAACCUCACUGUGUCCCGUGGACGCUCCGACCACAGCUGGGAGUGGGCCGGGGCGGGCGGAGGACGCCCUGCAGUUUGGGCGCUGGCCACACCGUCUUUGGCAGGUCACCGGUCUCCUUUGGAAAACAGCUCUUGGUGCGGGGGUUUCUGGCGCUCACGCGACCCUGGGACUCCUUCUGGUCACCAGGGAGCCCCUUCCUGGUUACCCUGGUGUGCGUGUGUGACAUGGUCGGGAAGAGGAGCCGGCGGGCACGUGUGUGUGUCUCCGCACCCAGCCUCUGCACCCGCCCCGUUCAGGGUCAUGGACACCUUCCUGGGUGCCGUCGUGCGGCAGCUCCCCUGCCGACGGACAGAUCCUUCCCAGCUCUCGGCCGUGGUGCGGAGGACAUCCUGUGUGCGCUUGUGCACGCUAGCGAGCGUUCUUAGAACCAGACCAGACAGCUCUAGGGGAACGGAAAGUUGGCCAGGAAAGUCCCCGCGUUCCGCUCCGUGGCUCGCGGGUGAGGGAGGGGUCUGGUGUCACAGCACCGACUGCAGACGAGGCUGGCUCUGCACUCCCCAGUGGUUUUGCAAUUUUCCUUAAAAAUAAGCUGCCCAGGGAUGCCCGGCUGGCUCAGUGGGUGAAGCGAGUGACUCUCGGUCUCGGGGUGGUGAGUUCAAGCCCCACACUGGGUGGGGAGAUUACUAGAAAAUAAGCUUUAAAAAUCAAUCAAUAAAUUGCCCCCACGUGUGUGUGUCUCCAUCCACAGUCUGCAUUCUGUCCGUUAGUGAUGAUUUCCACCCUUGUGUCAACACAUCACUGUCUUAACUACGGUAAGUGUUGAGGUCUGACAUCAUACAUCUUUCAGCCUUGUUACUCUUUUUACAAAUCGUUUGGACAGUUGAAGUCCUUAGCAUUUCCACCUAGUUUUUUAAAUGCAGUAAAAGACACACAACAUAAAAUCUACCACUUUAACCAUUGCUGAGGGUCUAGUUUAGUGGCAGCAAGUCGGUUCCCACAGUGGCGUGCCCCUGCCCUCCACCCUCCCCGACUGGCCCUGUGUCCCCGGGGAGCAGCACCCCCCUUCUCUGCUCCCGGCCCUUGACACCCGGUGCCCUACUGUCUGUCUCCGGGCACUUGAUUCCCCCAGGCCGUCAUGUGAGUGCAGUGUGUCUGGCAUGGCGUUCUCCACGUUCACCCGUGUGGCGGCAGGUGCACCGGCCCGCUUGCGCACCGACAGAGCACGAGGGUCCCCUCUCCCCACGUCCUCGCCAACAUUGGUUCUUUCUGGUCUUUGUGACGAGAGCUGUCCUAACGAGGUGAGGUUCUGAUUGCCAUUUCCCUGCCAUGAGUGAUGCUGAGCAUCUUUUCGUGCUGGCCAUCUGUGUGUCUUCUUUGGAGAAAGGUCUAUUCAGAUCCUCGGCCCAUUUUUUAAUUAGAUUUUUUUUUCUGUGUGAGUUGUAACUAGCACGUAUUUUUGUGCAGUCGGUUCCUAGUGCGGGAUUUUGCAGGAUCAAAAGGAAUUGUCAAAAUGCCUUCCCAAGAUGCUGUCUGAACCAUGUCAGACCCUAAAAAAAGAUGAAAAUGUCCCAGUUCCUGCCCGAACCAACCAAAGCCUUAAUACCAACCUGAUUCUUAAAAAAAAAACCAAAACAAAAACACAGGAAAAUAAAGUGAAAAUUCUAAAUAAAAUACUAGCAAAUAUAAGACACCACAACAAAGUAAGGCUUCUUUGAGAAAAGUGAGGGCCUUCCCAGUCAGAGAACCUCCAGCAGAACUACCAAACUCACCAAGUCUGCGUGGGGGACGCCAUCGGAUUGCAUCGCGCACACGGUCCCUUGAAAAGCUCUCAUCAUGACAGGACUUGCAGGGAAAGGGACGCAGACGACGCACCCCCCCCACCCCCCGCCCCUCAGCCAGCCAGCGAGUGACAGCCACGCCCCGUAGGACUGUCAUUGUGGGUCUGCAUCGGCCAAGGACAAAGUCAUGGUGCGAACAUUGGAAAAGGAGAGGCAAUGAUUAUCUGUUUUCGCUAACGACAUGAUCAUAAAACCAGGAAACUUGAAAUAUUUAACAAAUCCUACUAGAUUAAUAAGCGAUAAAUAAAUAAAAUUAAUACAUAAAAUUCCUUUUUUCUAUAUUAUUAAUAACUGGUUAGAAACGGGAAAACUCCCAUUCAUAACAACCAAAGCUAUGAAAUGCUUACAAAUAAACGGAGCUGGAGAGGACUCUAAUCAUAGUAAGGAACAGAGAGGGACACCUGGGCAAAAGGUGUGACGCCGCGUCCCUCGGGGGGAUGUCCCCGGGGGGUAGGAUGUCUCUCAGGAGGACGUCACUUGGUGGGAAGGAUGUUCCUGGGGGGAGGACGUCCCUGGGGGAGAGAGGACAUCCCGGGGGCUCAUGUCCCUGGGGAGAACCUUGCCUGACACAACACAUUCUUUCCUGUCUCCCCACUUCCGCCUAUAAAUGGCUUCCGUUUUGUGCAUCUCCUUGGACCCCUUUCUGAGAUGAGACACCGCUUGGUUCAUGAAUCAUUACGUGAAGCCAAUUAGAUCUUCAAACGUACUCAGCUGAAUUUUGUUUUUUCACAGAUAAAACCGAACAUUCAGGGCCACGUGGACUUGCCUCAGGUAGAGACUAGUGUUGGUGGGGAAAGAUCCAGAACGGGCCAACCUACCCGGACUUGGGAUUUGACACACGUAGGGGCAGAGACCUCCAUACCCAGCGUUCGGUGGUCUGUGGUUGUUCGUGACUGGCAAGGAGACAGGGACAAAUGUCUUAUAACCUUCUACAAGGUUCAUCUCCGAUGGAUUAAAGAUGUAAAUGUUAAAAGUGGA